Molecule: messenger RNA, 2241 nt
Organism: Topomyia yanbarensis
Lineage: Eukaryota; Metazoa; Arthropoda; Insecta; Diptera; Culicidae
Product: calponin homology domain-containing protein DDB_G0272472-like
Exons: 3
Coding region: 115-2106 (663 amino acids)
Source: RefSeq, a predicted model, not a curated record
GCCAAAAUAUGCAUAGCAAAAAUUUUCUCAACACAUUUUUCGGCUCGGUUGCGUAUUAAAAUUUUGUAAGCUACCAUUCUUUUAUAAUUAUUCAUAUAUAGUGAGCAUAUUACAAUGGACGAAUUAAUGAAGCUUGUAGAGCAGGUAUCUCAAGAAGAGACUUCCUAUGAGGAACAGCUUGAAUAUCGAAAAACCUUGCUUCUGAAGCAACGAGAGGUUGACGAUUUUAAUAAGAUCGCAGCUGAAAUUAAGAAAUUCAGUCUGCAGCUCAGACAGGAAGAUCAACGGGCACUACAUGAGGCGAAGAAAACGCAAAAGCUGUGCCACAAGCUGGACGAACUGAAAAUCGAAGUGCAAGAUAUUAUUGAUCAGAACAUAUGGUACGCGAUGACCGCAAUGAACGAACAGUGUCAUCGCAGAACCCAAAAAGAAAAACAGCGUGAGCAAAAAGCUCAGAAGAUCUGCGAAAUGAAAGAAAAAUUACAAAAAUAUCAGCAAAUACAACAACAUUUCCAAAAUUCUAAAGGACAGAUUAUGCUGCGUGAAGCCAACGAACAACUGGAGGAGGAGCGACGCAAGUUGGACAGAUCGCGUGCAGAAAUUGAAUCUAUCUGUAUCGCAAAAAGGAAGCAGGAACAGAAAGAGUGGAGUGAAAUUACGACGAUGUUUGUACAAAUCGGUAAAUUGCACGUAGAUAUUAAAGCACGGGACAAAGAUAAUGACACUAUUAUACAGAACAAUGAACUUAUGAAAGUUAAAAUUAAUCUUCUCAAAGACGAGAUUGAACAAAGAAACCUACAGGAAGCGGAAGAAGUGAAACGCCGCGAGAAUGAAAUGCAAGAACGUGUUCUAAUGCCAAUGAAGAUUGUACACGCGGACAUAGCGCAGGAUCCGUUCAAAAAUCCCAACGAUUUUCCUGCGCUCGCUGACAAAAUUGAUUUCAGGCGACAAACGUCCCAAAAUAUAUUUAAGCGUCCGAAAUGUAUCGAGUUGCGCAAAUAUAAGAAAAAGAAUAAACCUAGAGCGGCUGCACUGUUGAACAUUAAAAUGCAACUAAAUCAGCCUGUUGUUAAAGCUUUCAAGUUACCUAUCGCAGAGAAAACUCUCAAAUUAUCGACUGAGCAGCCUAAAGUUACUAAGGAGCAUUCUCAAAACGAAAAUAGUGUCAAAACUGGUACAACAACCAAGAAGGCUGAAAGGGUUUCAACCGAGAAGCAAGUAGGAAUUGCCACAGAUCAACGGGCAUUGAACCGAGUCAAACCCCAAGCAGAUUCUGAUCAUACAUCACAGAAGAAACCAACACAACCUGUUAAACGUAAAUCAACAGAAGUUGAUCUAAAUAACAAUAAAGCGCUGCCAACUUGUAGUGUGCAGAAUCAACAGAGCUCAAAGCGAACGAAACCGUCCAAGUCUCAACCUGAAUCAGCAAGUGCUCUGAAGACUUACAUACCACAUGAUCAUUCAUCGGAAAAACGACUAACCGCACAUACACAACCGGCUAGUAAGGAACGUCAUCAGCUCUCCCAGAUGCCUUCGUCAGCGCCGUCUUCUGUACAAGUUCAGAAGAUUACACCCAAACACCCGUCCGUUGAAGUACAAGAAAAUGUCUUCCCUGAUGCAAAGCCUCGGACGCAAGAGCACAAAUCAAAACGUCAAGAGAUCAUUGCGGUAGAAAACCCUAAUCUACCCGUUUCACCGCCAUUGCAGCGUCAUCCUGCACAGCAGGAAGCGGAUCAACUUUCUGAUCCGAAGAGCGUCCAGUCAGAGGGGGACAACGGAUCGAAUGAAAGUGUUUCUCCACCUGGAGCGCCCCGCCAACAUAAAGGCAAAGACUCGUACGAUGCAAUCAGUUUGACCAGCAGCGUAUCGUCGUUCGAUAUGGAAACCCGGGGCGCUAGCAGUGACUUCGACUUCCAAUUGUCUCCAGCUGGUGAAACAUUACCGAACAAUACUGUAUGCGGUGAUGGUAGUGCAGGGAGCGAUUUAGAUUUUGAUUUUUUGGGUUCCCCCCAGCAACAGAAUCCUUCAGGAACAUCACAAAAAAAUAACGAAGCUUUCGAUUUCCUUGAAGCCGAUGACAGCGGCGCUGGAUUCGACUUUUUCUAAGAACACGUAAACCGAAACAAUCUUCGCACAUUAUGUUAUGCAUAGUUUGCUGGAAAGUAAUUCUAGUCAAGAACAAAUAUCUGGAAGGUUUCGAUAUUAUUCGGUACAUUUAUGGAACUGUACCAAGAUGCAAUA